GAUGAGGCAUCUGCGGUUUCCUGUGACGUCAGUUAGAUGCGCCCGCAGUUGUUCCCCGGUGGCUGAGCUCAGUUUUACUUUUGACAAACUGGAAGCUGGACAUCUUAACUGACCUUUUUUCUGGACAGACAGAGCAGAGGACAGACAGGACAUGAUGUCUGUUAGAGUUUUAAGAAGAAUGUGCUCUUGUUAGGAGCUGGUCUGUCUUCUCCAUGUGAUUCCAGAGUUUUACGUGGUUUUAUAGUCUUUUAUAACAAUUAUAGUGUUUUAAUGGGACGAGAAGACAUGUUCCGACCGCGCAGGAAGGAGGACAUCCCGGACAGGUGGCAGGACUACACAGCGGUGGGGAAAAGACUGAAAGGAACUCGCUUCAUCGCCUUCAAAGUCCCUCUGAAGCAGGCUUUGAUUAGGACGCUUCCCCCCUCCGAGGUGUUUGGUCCCUGGGAGCUGCUGGAUGCUUUGAAGGAGGACAACCAUGAGCUGGGGCUGAUCAUUGACCUGACUUUCACCUCACGUUAUUACAAUCUGCAGGACCUUCCUCAGUCACUGCUGUGUGUUAAGAUCUUCACAGCUGGCCAUGAGGUUCCCAGUGACCAAACCAUCCUGAGCUUCAAGCGCGCCGUCCACAGGUUCCUCCGAGACAACCAGGACAAUGACAAGCUCAUCGGGGUCCAUUGUACCCACGGACUGAACCGCACCGGCUACCUGAUCUGCAGGUAUCUGAUCGACGUGGACGGGAUGGACCCGGCCCAGGCGGUGCAGCUGUUCAACUCGUCCCGGGGCUACGCUAUCGAGAGACAGAACUACCUGGAUGACCUUCAGCACGGUCCAAAACGGAGUAACGCGGGAAUGGAGGAGUUUGAGCUGGAGCCACAGAGAGGCCAGGCCGUCCAGCGGCCGCCUGUCGCAGCUCCUUUCAGGAGAGUUCGCCGUGACUACUACAGGUCACAUCAGCGUGGAGGACCGAGCCACCGCCCUUCCCCAUACGCCCCUCACCCCGCCCACACACCCUGCCCUCCAUUACUCGCCCGCCCUCCCUUACUCGCUCAGCCUCCUCUGGCUCCUCCACCAGUCUUGUUCCAUCCCAUCAGAUGGGCCCCUCAGCCCCCAGCUCAAUGGAGAGCCCCUCACUCAGGCACCAACAGGUCCAGGCACCCCCCUCUACCUGACCCACAGUGGCACCCCUCCUUUGCCUUGCUAGACAGAGGUGGAGCUCUGCCCAACCUUCCUCGCUACUCCCCCAACUGGACAUCUGUUGCUAAUGGAGAGGGAUCAGCUGACGACAGGAGUGGGCCAAAUUUAAGGAACCCGGUCAGAACCUCCCAGCGACCCAGCGCUAACAGAUACGAUGGCUGUUAGUUAUCAAGACAAAGCAGGUUAAAGGGGACAUAACGUACAAAACCCAUUUUUUAAGCCCUUAAAUUCAGUUUUUUGUGUAAUUUGAGCCUCUAGUAGUGCCAUGUGCAGUUGAGGUCCAGGUUUUCAGGCUGUCCUCACUUUUUGAGCUAAACCUAAUUUAACUCAGUCUGUUUGUUCAGAUGGAUCCCGUCCACAAUAUGUGGUCUCACCAAAAACUCCCCCAAAAAGUCAAUUCAACUGAAUCAUAAACACACAUUCAAGGUUAAGUUCAGUUUAUUUUUCAAACUGGUUGAACAGUUUCCUAAGGAAACCCAGCAGAUUGAUUUUUCCUGGACCAAUAUGUAGUGACGGCACAAAUGGAAAUGCCUUUUUUAAAGAAUUCUUUUAACUCUAGUCAAAAUUAUUAUAUUUUUUCGACUCGAGUGUUUUUUUUACUCAAAUGUCCUUUAUUGUGUUCAGACAGGAAAGUAGGUAAUGAGAGAGAGAGAAUAAAUGGGAACAAAGGUCACCAGGCGAGGACCCAUGUGGGUUGUGCUUACCGCACCCUGACUCUAGUGUUUCUUAUUUAAUUUUUUUGACUGUACUGGUUUGUAUUUAAAAGGAAGUGUGCAGGGAGAAAGGGGAGAGAGACGUGCAGUAAAGGACCCGAGGAUGGGACUUGAACUCGGGACGGCUGCAUUGAGGUCUCUGUAUAGUUAGAGCAUGGCGCCCACUCUAAACACUGCGCCACAUAACGCCCUGGAAAAUGCCUUUUUAACAGAAGGAAAGCUCCAACAGAACCAGAACCGAGCUCUGUAUGAGUGGCCAUCUGCUGCGACCGACUGGAGGUUUGAGGAGGUUUGAGGCGCCGAUUUAUGUUUUCGCAUCCACCUGAAAAAUAUGUAGUUGCGACCCUGCCCAAAUGAUUCAAAUAAAACUUUAUUUCAUUGAAACUUAGUUUUUCUUUUUUUGUGUUGUUUAGUGCAGCUUCAAUGUCAUUUUGGUGAAAACCCUUUAAGGAUGUGUUUCACUUUUUGUGCUGACAGAUCCCAUAUGUUUCCAAUUAUUGUAUGUGAUCAUCUCAGAUACACAUGAAUCUGUUUUCUUCAUAAUAAAAAUAAAUGUUUUACUGUA
Poecilia reticulata (guppy) is the source of this 2472-nucleotide messenger RNA. The record is from RefSeq and is a predicted model, not a curated record. Lineage: Eukaryota; Metazoa; Chordata; Actinopteri; Cyprinodontiformes; Poeciliidae.